AUGAGGUAUCUACAAGGAACCAAAAACUACAGACUCGCAUACAAACAUUCUGACAAUCUUGAAGUUGUUGGAUAUACGAAUUCAGAUUUUGCUGGAUGUGUAGACACGAGAAAGUCUACAUCAGGAUACAUUUUUCUUCUAACUGGAGGAGCUGUAUCUUGGGAAAGCAACAAGCAGACUAUAAUUGCAUCGUCUACCAUGGAAGUAGAAUUCAUUGGUUACUAUGAAGCUACGACACGGGCAUUAUGGUUGAGAAAUUUUGUCAAAAACUUAAGAGUUGUCGAUAAUAUAGAGAAGUCUUUGAAAAUUUAUUGCGACAAUCCGACUGCAAUUUUCUUUUUAAGAAAUAACAAAAGUGGAAGUCAAAGCAAACAUAUUGACAUAAAGUAUUUGAUUGUGGAGUUCCAGGAGGCCUUCAGUCUAUUUGACAAAGAUGGAGACGGUUGUAUUACCAUUGAAGAAUUGGCUACAGUUAUCAGGUCUUUGGAUCAAAAUCCUACUGAGGAAGAACUCCAUGAUAUGAUCAAUGAAGUCGAUUCCGAUGGAAAUGGGACCAUAGAAUUUUCAGAAUUCUUGAGCCUUAUGGCCAACAAAAUGAAGGAAACUGAUGCAGAGGAGGAGCUCAAAGAAGCUUUCAAAGUGUUUGACAAGGAUCAAAAUGGUUACAUAUCUGCUAAAGAGCUAAGGCACGUGAUGAUCAAUCUUGGGGAAAAAUUAACAGAUGAAGAAGUAGAACAGAUGAUAAAAGAGGCAGAUUUGGAUGGCGAUGGACAAGUCUGUUUUGAUGAAUUUGUGAAGAUGAUGAUGGCUAUUGGAUAGAAAUUGGAAUAGUUAAUAUCAUGGAAUUGGAGGGUUAUUUUAGUUCCAUUUUAUUCAUGUUUUUAAAUUGUUUGAUCUCUGAUAUUUUAAUUAUCAAUGUGAUAAUCAUCAAGAAAGUAGGAUUAAUUUAUUGUCCUUUUUAUAAUUAGAAAGUUACUUUCUUAACAACUCAUUUCAUGUA
This is a messenger RNA of Olea europaea var. sylvestris, 1000 nucleotides long. Its product is annotated as calmodulin-like protein 8. Bases 1 to 819 code for a protein of 272 amino acids. Lineage: Eukaryota; Viridiplantae; Streptophyta; Magnoliopsida; Lamiales; Oleaceae. The record is from RefSeq and is a predicted model, not a curated record. The transcript has 5 exons. Gene Ontology annotation, molecular function: calcium ion binding; enzyme regulator activity.